GCAGCGUCUGCGUCAACCUGCCACAGCGGAAGUGAAAGCUUCAGAAGAAUAGUGGCUAGAUAAAUAAGCAUGUUCGGUAUUUUAGUAUUGCACAUUGUAGAUAUUUCCUACUAACAAAAUGAAUGUUUUUAUCUGCGUCGUGUUGUUUCUCGUAAGUGCCGCAGCUGCUAACAAAAGCGGGGACGAUGACUGGGUGCAUCUGCCAAAUAAAUGUGAAGUGUGCAAAUUUCUUAGUAUUGAAAUGAAGUCUGCAUUUGAAGAGACUGGCAAAACAAAAGAAGUGAUUGAAACCAACUACCGCUUCCUGGAUGAUAAAGGUGCACCGCCAAUCAAAUAUGUCAAAUCUGAUAUUCGUUUCAUAGAGGUGGUGGAGAAUGUUUGCUCAAGGAUUAUGCAGUACAAUCUACACAAAGAGAGAGAUGGAAGUAAUCGCUUUGCAAAGGGUAUGUCUGAGACAUUCUCUACCUUACAAAACCUGGUUAAUAAAGGCGUGAAGGUGGUCAUGGACAUUCCUUAUGAACUGUGGAAUGAGACCAGUGCAGAAGUGGCAGAUCUCAAAAAACAGUGUGAUGUGAUGGUAGAGCAGUAUGAAGAAGUCAUUGAAGACUGGUAUAAAGGCAGCCAGGAGGAAGAUCUCACCAUUUACCUAUGUGAAAAACACGUGCUGAAAGGACAAGACACCGGCUGUCUUAAAGAGAACUGGACUGGGAAAAAGGGAGACACGGCAGCUAUCACAGAGGACAAGAAGAAAAAGAAGGGCAAAAAGAAGAAAGGUAAAGACAGCAAGGAUGGGCAGAAAAAGGAGAAGGUGAAGAAGAAGAAGAAAAAGUCCAAGCUGACUGGCACUGAGACCAGCAAGAAGAAAACUGAAGAAGCUGGAUACACCUCAGAUGAGGAGAUCCAGAAGAAAGUUCCUCUUAAUCAGGAUAAAACUGAACUCUGAUUCUUUGCUAUUUUUUUUUUCUUACACUUGUCUCCUUGAUAUCUAAAUUUAUGACUGAUACUGAGAUGUACAUUGAGUUUUAGUCUAUUAAAAGAAGGUAAUAUUGAGGUCCUCAUUCUAGAUCACUUGUUACAUUAACUCCAUCCAGGAACAAGCUAAAAUCAAAUGCCAUUUCAAAUCCAAAAAUGGAAGCUAGACCAAUCAAACUAUACUGUAGCUUGGCUGUUUGCUUGUGUUUGUUCUCAUGCUGGUUUCAUGUCGGUAACAUUGUAAACAAGCUAAAAUCUUCCUUUCAGGAAAAUGUCUGACUUUGAGGACUCUAGUGUUUUGAAUCAAUGAAGUUGGCAAGCUGUUGGAAUGGAUUCUUGACAUCCUUGUGGUUCUCAUUUCUAUUACUCUGACUCAUCUCACUGAUUUCCUCCCCUAAAAUUUAGUUUAGGUUAUGAAUUUAGUUAAGUUUUCUUAUGCCUACUGUUACUUUUAAUUGCCAUUGAUUUCAUAGUUAAAAAUCCUUCAUAGAUUGCAACUGAAGAAAUACAUACUUGGAGCUUCUUCAGUAUUAAUAUAAUUAGCUGGUACAAAUCUUAAAAGAUAUAUAAAAAUAUCAUAUUUGUUAUCUUCUGUGUAGGAAAAUAUUUGUAGGUUUACUUUUAUGUGAUGCGACAAAUGCAUAAAAAAUUGUGUUUUGUGAUUCAACAUAAACUUUAAUUGUUUUUUUUUUCUUAUUCUUUUUUUCAGCUUGAACAGUCUGAACUUGGCAUCUCAUAAAGUCUCUCAAUUUCCCACAUUUCUCAUUUCAGUAAUGAAGAUAAUGGGAGAAACCCUGAAAAAAAUACUUGGGGACCUUUUCUUUCUUUCUGUUAUCCAAAUAAGGGUGUACCAUUUUUGCUCAAUCUGUUCAUAUUUGUUUUUGCAUUUGCUGUGUUUAUGUCUGUGAUGUCACUUACAGGGAAUGUUUGAGCUACAUUUUUAUUUAAUAUUUUCUUCAGCAGUAUUGUUUACUUAAGCUGUUUAUCUGAUAUCAGGCGUCGCUAUUUCCAAGAGGUGUGUGUGUGUGUGUGUGUGUGUGUGUGUGUGUGUGUGUGUGUGUGUGUAGAGAGAGAGAGAGUGUGAGUGUGAGAGAGCUCCUGCAGGUGUUUGUAUGCCUAUUCUGAUUACUGUUGUUUGGAGUGUGUAUGAAAGUUAUUGACCUGAGGUUGAACUGUAUAUGUAAAUGUUGUAAUGGGAGGAGCAUGUGCAGGUUUUGUGUUUCUUGGCAGCAGCUCAUUAGCUGAGGCUUUUAAUAAGUGUUUGGUGAGGUGUAGAUGAUGAAUAAAAAAGGAAA
Sinocyclocheilus grahami is the source of this 2267-nucleotide messenger RNA. RefSeq names its product canopy FGF signaling regulator 3 (gene cnpy3). The record is from RefSeq and is a predicted model, not a curated record. NCBI's taxonomy places the organism in Eukaryota, Metazoa, Chordata, Actinopteri, Cypriniformes, Cyprinidae. The coding region runs from base 119 to 943 and encodes 274 amino acids. The transcript is spliced from 6 exons.